AUGAUGUCAGCUAUUGCACCCCCGUAUGUCCAGAAUAAUGGCAUGGUCAAACCCGGGGUCCCAGCUGCCGAUCGCCCGUUCGAAAAGAACUUGAACAUUCACGUAAUUUGCAAGGAUUGUAAGGAAUUCCCUCCAAAUCUUGUGGAAGAGUUCUCGUCCGGAGAUAUAGUGUGUGGCUCGUGCGGCUUGGUGCUCGGAGACCGCACUAUUGACACCCGAUCGGAAUGGCGAACGUUCUCGAACGACGACCAGGGCAAUGAUGAUCCCUCUCGUGUCGGUGAUAGCGCCAACCCUCUCCUCAACGGUAACCAGCUAGACACUGGUAUUAGCUUUUCCGAUGGUGGAAGCGGACGUGCCCGUGACCUCCAUCGUGCCCAGAAUAAAGUCACGCACGACAAGUCCACCAAGAGCUUGCUAGCUGCCUACAAAGAGAUCGGCGCCUUCUGCGAUUCUACUAACCUCCAGAAGAACGUAGCCGACACUGCGAAGCAGCUCUAUAAGUCUGUUGACGAUGCCAAAGCCUUCAAGGGCAAGCCGCAAGAAGUUAUCAUUGCGGGGUGCAUCUUCAUCGCCUGCCGAAAGUGUAACGUUCCACGUACCUUCCGUGAAAUCUUCGCGAUCACCAAAGUUCCAAAGAAAGAAAUUGGACGAGUCUUCAAGGCCCUCGAGAAAUUCUUUUCGCAGCAAGGCGAGGCUACUGUGGCAGAAAUCGUCAGUGGCGGUGGCAUCGCUAACGAGAAUGCUGGUUACACUUCAACUACCUCGACUAAGGCACAUGACCUGAUGAUCCGUUUCUGUAACAACUUGGGUCUUACGCACAACUUGAUCUACAUCUCGCAGGAGCUUGCAGAACGUGCCGCUCAAAAAGGAACACUUGCUGGGAGAUCUCCAAUUUCAUCCGCUGCUGCGUGUAUCUACAUGAUCUCGCAUCUUAUGCGUCAACCCAAGAGUGCAAAAGAGAUCUCAGCGGUUGCUGGUGUCAGCGAUGGUACUAUCAAGACUGCCUACAAGCUGCUCUACAACGAACGUACAGCAUUGGUCGAUCCCAAAUGGAUCGAGAACGGCAAGGCAACUGAACAGUCGGCAAUAACGCAAGAGAAUAAAACGCAAGGAGGGGCACCAAAUACGGGUGCGCAAGAGGGCAAAUACUUCACCGAGGAGGAAAUUGAAAAGUUGGCAGCACAGCUUGCUCAGAUGACACUUGCCGCCGAGCGAGUGAGGCAGCAUGGGGACCCGAAAAUAAUUGAGGAGGUUGAAAGAAGGCUCAGAAAUCUUCACUUGUCAUUUGAGAAGGCCAAAGCUUUUUCAAUUGCUAGACGGGAACAGACGAAAUUCUCUUCUGCGUCUGGUUCCGCCUGA
Messenger RNA from Orbilia oligospora ATCC 24927, 1359 nucleotides. RefSeq lists its product as uncharacterized. Gene Ontology annotation, cellular component: nucleus; transcription preinitiation complex. NCBI's taxonomy places the organism in Eukaryota, Fungi, Ascomycota, Orbiliomycetes, Orbiliales, Orbiliaceae. The transcript is spliced from 2 exons. The record is from RefSeq and is a predicted model, not a curated record. Gene Ontology annotation, molecular function: TBP-class protein binding; RNA polymerase II general transcription initiation factor activity. Gene Ontology annotation, biological process: transcription preinitiation complex assembly; transcription initiation at RNA polymerase II promoter. Bases 1 to 1359 code for a protein of 452 amino acids.